Schistocerca serialis cubense is the source of this 2139-nucleotide messenger RNA. Its product is annotated as fibrous sheath CABYR-binding protein-like. The record is from RefSeq and is a predicted model, not a curated record. The transcript is spliced from 4 exons. NCBI's taxonomy places the organism in Eukaryota, Metazoa, Arthropoda, Insecta, Orthoptera, Acrididae.
AUGCUCCAGCCAGCCAACCAGCAGUGGUCCAGCCAGCCAGCAGCAGCGGUCCAGCCAGCCGGCAGCAGCGGUCUAGCCAACCAGCAGCAGCGGUCCAGCCAGCCAGCAGCAGUGAUCCAGCCAGCCAGCAACAGCGGUCCAGCCUGCCAGCAGCAGCGGUCCAGCCAGCCAGCCAGCAGCAGUGGUCCAGCCAGCCAGCAGCAGCGGUCCAGCCAGCCAGUAGCAGCGGUCCAGCCAGCCAGCCAGCAGCACUGGUCCAGCCAGCCAGCCAGCCAGCCAGCUAGCAGUAGCUGUCCAGCGAGCCAACAGCAGUGGUCUGGCCAGCCAGCAGCAGCGGUGGAGCCAGCCAGCCAGCAGCAGUGCAGCAGCGGUCCAGCCAGCCAGCAGCAGCGGUCCAGCUGGCCAGCAGCAGAGAUCCAGCCAGCCAGCAGCAGUGGUCCAGCCAGCCAGCAGCAGUGGUCCAGCCAGCCAGCAGCAGCAGUCCAACCAGCCAGCAGCUGCGGUCCAGCCAACCAGCCAGCAGAGGUCCAGUCAGCCAGCAACAGCGGUCCAGCCAGCCAGCCAGCAGCAGUGGUCCGGCCAGCCAGCCAACCAGCCAGCAGUAGCAGUCCAGCCAGCCAGCAGCAGUGGUCCAGCCAGCAAGCAGCAGCGGUCCAGCCAGCCAGCAGCAGUGGUCCAGCCAGCCAGCCAGCAGCAGUGGUCUGGCCAGCCAGCCAGCCAGCAGUAGUAGUCCAGCCAACCAGCAGCAGCGGUCCAGCCAGCCAGCCAGCAGCAGUGGUCCAGCUAGCCAGCCAGCCAGCUCGCAGUAGCGGUCCAGCCAGCCAGCAGCAGUGGUCUGGCCAACCAGCACCAGCAGUCCAGCCAGCCAGCAGCAGUGGUGCAGCCAGCCAUCAUCAGCAGUCCAGCAGCCAGCGGCAGUAGUCCAGCCUGCGAGCAGCAGCGGUCCAGGCGGCCAGCAGCAAUGCUCCAGCCAGCCAACCAGCAGUGGUCCAGCCAGCCAGCAACCGCGGUCCAGCCAGCCAGCAGCAGCGAUCCAGCCAGCCAGCCAGCAGCAGUGGUCCGGCCAGCCAGCAGCAGCAGUCCAGCCAGCCAGCAGCAGCGGUCCAGGCGGCCAACAGCAAUGCUCCAGCCAGCCAACCAGCAGUGGUCCAGCCAGCCAGCAGCAGCGGUCCAGCCAGCCAGCAGCAGCAGUCCAGCCAACCAGCAGCAGCAGUCCAGCCAUCCAGCAGCAGUGGUCCAGCCAGCCAGCAACAGCGGUCCAGCCAGCCAGCAGCAGCGGUCCAGCCAGCCAGCCAGCAGCAGUGGUACGGCCAGCCAGCAGCAGCGGUCCAGCCAGCCAGCAGCAGUAGUGCAGCCAGCCAGCCAGCAGCACUGCAGCAGUGGCCAGCCAGCCAGCAGCAGUGGUCCAGCCAGCCAGCAGUAGCGGUCCAGCCAGCCAGCAGCAGCAGUCCAGCUGGCCAGCAGAAGAGAUCCAGCCAGCCAGCAGCACUGGUCCAGCCAGCCAGCAGCAGUGGUCCAGUCAGCCAGCAGCAGCAGUCCAGCCAGCCAGCAGCAAUGGUCCAGCCAGCCAGCAGCAGAGGUCCAGCCAGCCAGCAGCAGCAGUCCAGCCAGCCAGCCAGCAGCAGUGGUCCGGCAGCAGCAGUGGUCCAGCGAGCCAGCAGCAGCGGUCCAGCCAGCCAGCAGCAGCGGUCCAGCCAGCCAGCAGAUGUGGUCCAACCAGCAAACCAGCAGUGGUCCAGCCAGCCAGCCAGGAUUCAGCAGUUCAGCCAGCCAGCCGGUAGUGAUCCAGCCAGCCAGCCAGCAGCAGUGGUCCAGCCAACCAGCAGCAGCGGUCCAGCCAGCCAGCAGCAGCGGUCCAGGCAGCCAGCCAGCAGCAGUGGUCCGGCUAGCCAGCCAGCAGUUGCGUUCCAGCCAGCCAGCAGCAGUGGUCUGGGCAGCCAGCAGCAGCGGUCCUGCCAGCCAGCAGCAGUGGUCCAGCCUGGCAGCAGCAGCUGUCCAGCCAGCCAGCAGCAGUGGUCCAGCCAGCCAGCAGCAGUGGUCCAGCCAACCAGCAGCAUCGGUCCAGCUAGCCAGCAGCAGCGGUCCAGCCAGCCAGCAGCAGCAGUGCAGCCAGCAGCAGCUGUCCAGCAGCGGUGGUAG